Molecule: messenger RNA, 1505 nt
Organism: Pichia membranifaciens NRRL Y-2026
Lineage: Eukaryota; Fungi; Ascomycota; Pichiomycetes; Pichiales; Pichiaceae
Exons: 1
Coding region: 354-1505 (383 amino acids)
Biological process (GO): iron ion transmembrane transport
Cellular component (GO): high-affinity iron permease complex; plasma membrane
Molecular function (GO): ferrous iron transmembrane transporter activity
Source: RefSeq, a predicted model, not a curated record
CCCAUGCUGUCGGGGCUCUCGGUGCGUGGUUGCUCUAUAGGACCGAAAUCAAGCUUAUUUUUGUCUGUUCCUUCGAGGCAGUCCGUGCUUCAACCAGAACCCUACACCACGCAUUAAGUCCGCCAAAGUCGUCGAAUUUGUCCUUCCAGUCUCUGCUGCUUCUUUUUCUGGGGUAUAUAUAUUUCAAACGUUUCCUUCACAGGCCUGUCUGCUCGUUCUCCCUGUUUUGUCUGCCCGUGUCUAUUUCUGACACUCGUUAAAUUCUUUUCUUCUUCUUUUUCAGUCCUUUGUUGAAAUCAAGAGCAACGUUUUUGCAUUGGUAAAGGCCGUUCAGUAAGGAAUACACAUUCAUCAUGGCUGACGUUUUCAAUGUGCAAAUUUUUUUCAUUGUCUUCAGAGAAGCCUUAGAGGCAAUCAUUGUUAUCUCUGUCCUUCUUGCUUUCGUUAAGCAGUCCAUCGGUGAGGCUAACCAGAAGUUGGCCAGAAAGAUUAAAAUCCAGAUUUGGUGUGGUUCCAUUGCAGGUGUGAUUAUCUGUUUGGGUAUCGGUGGUGGUUUCAUCGGUGCAUACUACACCCUCGGUAAAGAUAUUUGGGGUGGGGCAGAAGACCUUUGGGAAGGUAUUUUCUGUAUCAUCGCCACAGUGUUGAUCUCUUUGAUGGGUAUCGCGAUGGUUAGAAUCAACAAACUUCAAAAGAAAUGGAGAAUCAAAAUUGCCAGAGCAAUCGUCACUCCUCCAGCUAAGAAGGCCGACCGUCUGAAAAUUGGUUACCUGCUCAAGAAAUACGCUAUGUUCAUCUUACCUUUCAUCACUACAUUGAGAGAAGGUUUGGAAGCAGUUGUUUUCGUUGGUGGUGUUGGUAUCUCUGAAGCUUCAGCUAGAGCUUUCCCAUUGCCUGUCGUGUGUGGUUUGAUUGCUGGUUUGGCUGUUGGUGGUUUCUUGUACUACGGUGGUUCUGCUGUCUCAUUGCAAAUUUUCCUCUGUAUUUCAACUGCCAUCUUAUAUUUAAUUGCAGCAGGUCUAUUUUCUAGAGGUGUCUGGUACUUGCAAACAGAUCAUUUCAACAAACAGACUGGUGGUGAUGCUUCCGAAAACGGCUCUGGGCCCGGUACUUACAACAUCCACCAAAGUGUGUGGCAUGUCAACUGCUGCAACCCAGAGCUUGACAAUGGUUGGGAUGUCUUUAAUGCUCUAUUGGGGUGGCAAAAUUCUGCCACGUAUGGUUCAGUCAUUUCAUACAACAUCUACUGGUUAUCCGUCAUUGUCUUACUAUCCUUAAUGCUUUUUGAGGAAAAGAAAGGACACUUGCCUUUCGUUUCUAUCGGUUUUAGACACUUGAACCCUCUUUACUACAUCAAAAACAAGAAGAAGGACGAGUUGUCGAAUGAGGAAGCCGACAGAUUGUUUGAACAAGCUAAGAUGCAAAUUCACAAUCACGCUGAAGAGCAAGAAUUGAACGAAGUUCAUGAAGCAACCCAGUUAAACAGCACCGCCAAGGCUUACUGA